This is a messenger RNA of Hirundo rustica (Barn swallow), 721 nucleotides long. It is a transcript of the gene MGST1, whose product is annotated as microsomal glutathione S-transferase 1. Gene Ontology annotation, cellular component: membrane; mitochondrion. The coding region runs from base 133 to 600 and encodes 155 amino acids. The record is from RefSeq and is a predicted model, not a curated record. NCBI's taxonomy places the organism in Eukaryota, Metazoa, Chordata, Aves, Passeriformes, Hirundinidae. The transcript is spliced from 4 exons. Gene Ontology annotation, molecular function: glutathione transferase activity.
GGCGGGACCCGCCUCCGCGGCCGGCGGGGCGAGGCGGGGCCGGGCCGGGCCUAGGCGCAGUGCCGGCGGGGGAGCGGCGGGCUUCGGAUCGCCGUGGGCACGGCCGAGAGGCUGUCGGUGAGAAGGGGAGAAAUGGCCAAAUCGACGCAGUUAAUUGACAAUGAAGUCUUCCGGGCUUACGCUACUUACACAGCCAUUGUUCUUCUGAAAAUGAUGCUAAUGAGUCUGGUAACAGCAUACUUCAGGAUCACAAGGAAGGCAUUUGUCAACCCAGAAGAUGUAGCAUCAUUUGGAAAAGGGGAGAGUGCUAAGAAAUUCCUGAGGACAGAUCCAGAUGUUGAACGUGUACGCAGGGGCCACCUGAAUGACCUGGAAAAUAUUGUCCCAUUUGUUGGCAUUGGUCUGCUGUACGCCCUGAGCGGCCCAGAGCUGUCCACGGCCCUGCUGCACUUCAGGAUCUUCACAGGGGCUAGGAUCCUUCACACUUUUGCCUACUUGAUCCCCCUUCCCCAGCCUGGCAGGGGUUUGUCCUGGGCAGUUGGCUAUGCAGUGACCUUCUCCAUGGCCUACAAUGUCCUGAAGACAGCGUGGCUCCUGUAGCAGAGCUGUGGCUUCCCCGUCCCCUCUGACAUUCCACACAAACUUCCCGGCGCUGUACGGUGAUGUCUUCAGUAUUCCGUGGUAGCUGGGAUUCUUUUUUUUUUUUUUUUUUUUUUUUUUU